Molecule: messenger RNA, 17281 nt
Organism: Anopheles funestus (African malaria mosquito)
Lineage: Eukaryota; Metazoa; Arthropoda; Insecta; Diptera; Culicidae
Exons: 1
Coding region: 15274-16251 (325 amino acids)
Biological process (GO): reciprocal meiotic recombination; homologous chromosome pairing at meiosis; protein sumoylation
Cellular component (GO): synaptonemal complex
Molecular function (GO): SUMO transferase activity
Source: RefSeq, a predicted model, not a curated record
AGGAUGUAGUAUAAAAGAUCUCAUUAUAACAUAAAAUAACGAUCAACGAUUUUUCUAAUAUCAUCUAUACUUUGAGUAAAGAAAAAAACAAACCAAUCCAUAGUUAUAUUAGACCUUACAAAUAACUCGCCCAAUCUAGAUAAACAAUAGAUCGUAAGAUCUAGUCUGUAAAACCCCAUUCAAUGUCAAACAAAAAGAAAAAGAAACAGGAAAACCUUCGCCACCUUUCAUACCGAUUGAUUUGUUUUAUGGAUCGUUCCGUCUUUUCUGUAUAAUGUGUAUUCCUGUUGAUUUGAUGCCAUUUUUCAUUGCGUAUCUGGGGCACAAUAAAUUUGCAUCACCCGUGGCGAUGAAUUUGUGACCAAACCGCAAGAUACAAGUUGUCACCGUUGCGCGGAACCGUAUGCCAAAAACCGAACGACAACUCGCUUGAAAGCCGUGGGCAGUGUAAUUUUUCACCAUCGCACAAAGAUUCGUCACCUUUCAGGCAAGGUUCGGUACAUAUCGUUUUAUCGAUCGCAAAACGUUGCCAAUACGGGAGAUUUGAACGUUGCAAUGGAAUCCACGUCGUUGUGAGUGAUCGUUCGACCCGAAAACAGAUGGUGUCCUUCCAUGGAGGAUGCGUUUUUGCGAAUAUUAAGAUAAAUUGAUGUUGAUUUUUCUCCGCCUGACACUUCAGUGGUUUUUUUCCGAUGGAUUGUUUUAAGAAAGAUAAUACUUUUAUUUAAAUGUAAUUAUAUAAUCGAUUUGUUUUUCUUUACGUUUUCUUUAGAAUGUUUUUAAAAAUCAAUACCAAUUACGGGUUAAUGUUUUUUAAAUUGAUUUCUGCUGUUGGGUUACACGCUUUCAAUAAAUAAAUAACAGUAGCUGCUCUUUAACAAUUUUAUUCCCUCUCAGAAAAACAAAGCUACGUCGCGUUCCGUCGUUUCACUGAAAGCGAGUAAAUCAACUCGUUCGAUAGCAAUCAGGCAGGUUGGGAAGCGAACGCGAAAAACUUAAAAUCCUUUAACCGGCUGUCCUCCUAGCCGGACCGGAACGAUCCAGACACGACACGACGUAAAAAGCUGGUAGAGCUUGCACGACUAAAGAGCCUUCAGAUUCACCUAGCUACUGGUGAGCCCGUGUGACUAUUUGCCGGAAGUGAAUGUUACGUUCUAGAAGCUUCUGUUUCUCGGUUCAGGGCUGAUCGAGUUAUUUUUUGUUCCGCGAUGACUCAUCCAAAUAUGGUUUAAAAUUAAAAGACACAUUUCCUCAGACACAUGGAAAUGGAAAAGAUUUAUAUGUUGGGCGCCACCACAUAGAGAUCUCUUCGAAUAUUCAGUAGCCGUUCUGAGUGGCAUGUUAUGAAAGUUCGCUAUCAAGUAUCCUUCAUUCACCACGACCAUGAAUUAUUGAAUUUCACAGUAAAACAACACCAACUGCCCAAAACCAUUACAUUUGCCGUGUUAAAAUAAUGCUGCUCGGUGGCGCCUUCAGUUGCCUGCAGCUGGUUAAGUCGAAAAUGAAGGAACACCACGAAAAAAAAAGUUCCAAUUUAUCCCGAAACGGUACGAAGUUGCGAAGAGUAUACUUUUCUUUCUUUUUUUAAAAGAAAAAAUAAAAGGUGGUCUCCCGCAACGGAUAACUUUUCCAAGCGCUCGCAAGCAUCAUAAAGUUGUGCACCGUACAAUCAUUGCUGGCGCGCGUUCGACGGCAAAGUUCGCGCCGCCAACGAUGUGUAGUUUAUUUUGGCUCAAAUUUACAUCAUUAUAUCAAUCACUUCAAUUACGACGAUCGAGCAAGAUCGGGAACUCCGAUCGGUGCGAGAGCAUCGUCAAUACGCUGGCAGUGUGACAUUCUUUCCGAGGGUAUUGGAGGAUGUUUUUUUUUGCUUUUGGUUUCCAUUAUGCCCUUUCUUGUGCCUUGGGAGUUUAUUUUUAAAGGCUUUCGGGUACUUGAAAUGUGUUUUUUUUCCAACAGGCCACGGCCACGGGUUACAGGGUGCGUGUGUGCCAUACCGCGAAGGAUGUUAUCGUGAUCCCAUUACUCCGACGUUAAUGGAUUUCGCUCGGGGGAUGUUGUGAUAUUUGUGCCUGUUUUAGCUUCAGAAGCUGUGGUGAAGUAUUCGUUUUUUUUUUGCAAAUUAAAAUCCCACACCGUGUUGCAGAACACACACGUUACAUGGUGGGUAGCUAAUAAAUUGAUUGUACUACACGGUGGAGGUUGAACGUUUAAUAACAUUUAAUUACCGAUACCAAAAACCCAAUCGAUCUGUGUUGUACAGUUUGCUCGCUUGAUUUGCUACUAAUUUUUGAACGCGUAUCACUGACGUUUCAAACGAAAAUCAAAACUCGUCCCUCGAGUACGAUUCAUGCGUCAUCACCGAGUCGACCUUUCCAGUCCAAUUAAUCGACGAAAUUUCCUGCAAGCGACGAAACGGCAAUGAAUGCGCUGGAAAAGCAAACGGCAACGGCAGACGGCAUCUGAAGCGGUUAAUCUGCUUUGGACUAAUCUCUGUUCAACAUUCAUUCCCAUCUUCCGGCUAAAAUGCCUCUUCUCUGGUAUGGUGAAAUGAAGUUCACAAAGAAAAAAAAUCAACAACCCAGUCCAAAAAAAAACAAAAAUAAAUCUCCAAACUCCAGGCGAUCGGUCAGCUGGUGUUCGAGCGCGUGUGCCACAAUCCAAUUGUGUGUAUGUCUGUGGAUUUUUCAUCGGAUGAAGGAAAUUAGUACCACUUUGUUUCGUUAACGAUGAUUAGUUCAUUCAUUACGGAUGGAUCGAUAAUCGUCUGCAUAGGAUCGGCGAUCUUUACCGCGUGCGUGUAUGAUGCGAAGCGAUCAGCAAUUUAUCAAAAAAAAAAAAAAAUCCCAGCCGUGCGAAAACGCACACCCCGUGCAUCAUCAUCAAACGGCAGCAACACAACAAAACGAUCAUUACGAUCGCAUACCCGUCAGCAGCAUAAGUAAUGGGCAAAGAGUCACUCUUCAUUUCGGUCAAGUUUCCACUCGGUCUUCUGAACUCGGUGCGUUCGUGUGGUAGAUCAUGUUGUUUUUCUUUUCGCUUUAUGAAACUCGCAGUUAUUGGAUGGAUAAAAUCUUGACAGCAAGCACCGCUUGUGGUCAACUUUUUCGCUCAUCCACAGGAAGCGGAAUGAAUGUGAUCUAUGGGAUGCCACAUCUAUCCACCGUUGGUCUAUGAGGAUCAUAAAAACGCCACAAUCCACAGCGGGAGGAAAAGCAACAAAAAAAGGGGUCACGUCCAACACCUGAACUUGAAAAGCGCUUCAGGCAAACCCAUUUGUUCGGGCAACAAUGACACCGACAAUGGUGCGGUGUCCACUUCACAACCACCUGCCGACAAAACAGUGCCGCCUGUGAGCUAAUUCUCAUUAUGCUUUAAUGAGUUUUAUUAGCCACUAUCAAAGUGAUGGAAUGAGACGAAGAGUUGGGGAUACAAUUUGCUUGUGAUGUUCCGUAUUAGUUCCGUGUUAUUUGCCUGGGAUAAACCGUUUCAUUUUCCCCGAUGAACGGAGGAUGGUAAACUGCGGAAUCUCCUUCGUGUUCUAUUUAUUAUCUUAACACUCGUUUCACUGAUACCUAACCAAAUGGUUUCUACUUGCGGAAAUUUUAACCUCAGUAUAAAAUCUCUUCCGCUUCCAUUAUUCCCAAGCCAAGUCACUCGUCCGGUUUGAGUCAAAUUUGCUCUUGAAGCGUCACUAGUUCUUGCAGGCGUACCCAACGAAAUUCGAAUCUUCCACACUCACAUUUCCGUCAGCCAGCCUCUUCUUGGGGUGGCCUGAAUUACGAUUACAAUGAAAUUUUAUGAUUCUAUAAACUGCACGGUUUAUAAUGAUCGUUUUAUGCUGAUCUCGUUUUUGUCCAGUGGUGCAGUGUUCUUAUUGCCCAGACAGCAAACAGCAGUGAAGAGUUAUGGGAGAUGGAUGAGAUGAUGGGCAAUGGUGGACGAACUGUUCGCGCCAUUUUUUUAAACCAUAAUGUGUAGUACCUGACCUUUUCUGGUGUUUCUGGUGGUGGUGUUGUAUUUAGUGUCGAAUACAUCGAGUUCUUUAUUAGCGUGUUUAUAAUUCCACUUUUGGGAGUUGAGUGAACGUGUUUUAACAUUAUCCGAUCGUACAUUUUGAAAUAUUAUUCAUCCUAGUAAGAAAUGUAUAAUAAUUUUUUUUGCUAAGUUAUAUAAGUACAAGUAACAUAAAUUUAUUGACAAUUUAUAAAAAACACACAACUCCCUUUAUUUGUGUAAUGGAUCCUAUCGAAAAAAAGGAACAAGUACGCUGUUCCAUAUUUUCUUUACGUUUUGUAAAAUACAUAAUUCUACACCCCAACGCAACACAAAACAUCGUAAUCCAGCCACGAAAGCAUGUCGUUUCUCGACACCACUAACUCAUGCCAAAGGUCAUAAAAGGGGACAGCAACGCAAGUCACGACGGAACGCUACCAUUUCGGUAGGUGGCGGCAACAGCCGGCCGCUGGAUAAUUUCAUUGCCGCGACCAUCAGGUAUCCUUGCGAAGGACAUUAACCGUGCGCCGACGGAGCAAAAGGGCAACAAACGGAUGCUUUGUUUUAUGUUGUUGCGCUCGUGGCACGACUACGAUCAAAACUGACCAAAGCGCAAAAGGUACAUAAUUCUCGUAGGGAACUGUUGCCAAAGCAUGAUGUUUUCCCUCGCUAAAGGGCGCAGAUAGUGGUGCAUUCCCCGGGCUUAAGAGAGCGAAAAUAAAGCGAAUGUCUGUGUGUGCGCUCGCGCGCGUAAGUAGUGUAAAAGUAGAGCAGACCCCCGGUAAUAAGCCCGGCGUAGUUUCCAAUCGGGAUGAUUACGGUUUAUUGCAAAAUUAUUUUACGAUGAACUGUUUUUAAAUCGCACCAAAGGGAGUAUGAAGAAAAUAAGAUAAAAAGAAACUCCACUGAGCCCUGAAUUAUGGUUGCCUAAAUUAUAUCUCCCGGUCACUGUUGUCGACCGAACGGUUGCGAACCACUUCUGAUGAAGUGCCUUUUGUUUCUUUUUGCUCCUUUUUGUGAAGCUCAUAAAACAUUUAUAAAUAUAAGACACGAGAACAGGUACAUAAAUAAUCAUUACGUUACAUUGUUCCAAUAUUUGCUCACUUUAAAAAUGGAUUUUUCAUACUUAAUAAUACUUUAUUUCAAAUACUUAAUGUUGUGAAGCAAUACGUUGUUUUGGGUAUUAUAAAAUAAUUGAAUUAUUCUUAUCCUUUCCUAUUGCCCAAUUUCAAGGGCUUCAAAACGAUCAACUAGCGAUGUGAUUAUUGCCGAAAGCCACAGCAAUUCGGCUGUUGCUGAUCCGCGGGAAGUUGAUCUUUGCCUUUCAACAAUCAACCCACAACAAUACCCAAAACUUGCCAAACAAAUGCUCCCGCACACACGAAUAUCCCGUAAUACGCACAACCACACACAUGCUCUAUGGAUUCUGCUUCUCCAACCCUCCUAAGGGUGCCGGCGCAGGGGGGAUGCUGUGUUCGCAAAAGUAUAUGUAUUCCCUGAGUGCAAAAGACAAAACCCGAGCAUGAUUGAUGGUUUUGUUGAAAAUGUAAUAAUUAGAUAUGCUCUAUCGGAUCCCUUCUCCACCUUCCCUUCCUCGCAAGCACUUUGAAUGGGGAGUUGUUGUUUUUUUUCACUGGUUGAAAAGCUUCUUUCGCUCUGUGCGGCCGCUCUGAGGUCUAGCUAAUCCUGCGUAUGGCACGACCUCCCUGCACGCCCGCAACGCGACUUGUGGUCUAAUAAAUGAAAUCAACAACGGUGCCUCGAAGCUCAACCGGCAUUAUGGACCUCCCUCCGUUUGUACCGAACAUACACGCGCAGGGGUGGUAAAGAAAGCCGAACGGUGGAGCACGCACGCAGGAUCGAACGAAAGACGGCCAACGCGGGAUGGAUGUGAUUUGAUCUUGUUUAUCCGGCACCCAACUCUAAAUGGCUAUCCACAAACAGUCCGUGUGCCAUUUUUGUGACCAUUUGCGAAGGCCUAACCAGCACUCGGUUUCGGAUCGAAACGGGAGCAGAAGCAGUAACAGCGCUUUAAUCUUCGUAAAUCCGCUGUCGUCAAGUUGUUGCUCCAACAAAAAAAAAACACAACCCUCGUCCCCAGUGGUCCCCAGUGGAGGUUGGGUAGUGUUGAUUUGUUUUAAUUAUUUUUUUCCACCCCCGAAGCCUUCCCCGAAGCUAAAGAGAGGGAAAGGUUUGGGUGGGGGGAAAGGCCAGGUGCGCUGUCAGACGGUGUCCUACAUGUGUGCUGUUUGUGUGUUUUUCGAUAUUAGUUUCAUUUCUGCACAUCAACGGUGCGCCAUACAUCGCCAAACCAUUGACGUCAGCAGUAGCGAUCGUUCCGUCGUCCGAAAAUUGCACUUCAGUGGCGCUAGGCGAAGAUUAAGUGUCGGUGUUCACCUUUGUUGCGUGUGUGCGAUGGUGUUGACUUGCUGCAGAAAGGUUUGGCCGCAUGGACGCACCAUGUUUGGUGUGAAUAUGUGUUUCCAAACUACAUGACAGCUGGUAUUGCAGCUUGUGUGCAGCAAGAACAAAAACUCAAAAUGUUUUGUUAUUAUACACUCCUAUUUUAUCCAUUAAUUAUAAAUCUUUCUCAUUCGCAAUACGUUCCGUUGUAAAACAAUGCGAAAUUUAAACUAUACAUUGUUUCACGUGAACAAUGAUCUCAACGCCCAUAAACGAAAAAGGGGCGCCAUAUAUCACCCAACUUCUUUAACGAAACUUCACUUUUCUCGAUUUGCUUGAAGAUAUUCAACUUUUACCUACACGACUUAAACAUUACCUUAAAGUUGAUACGGUAUAAUCAUUCGUCUCUUAGCAAUGUUCAACCAAUGGAAGAUAAAAGCAUUAUUUCACGAUUCAGCAAUUAACGUUAAACAUUUUGAUCGUUCCAAAGGAACGGUUUGGUUGCCUACAUGGGCAAAAAGAAAUCUCGUGUCACAAGUGCAAAUUUCAUUAAACCCUCGUUAAAGCGAUCCAUUCGUUUUUCGUGAGUGAGUAACGUCGUUCGGAGUUGCUGAAGACCAUAAACCUGCAAAUGAUAUGCCGCAGUUCAAAAGUUAAAGGUAGAUGUCAACACAUCCCGUUCCGUUGAGUAGAAUGUCGUUCAUCCGAAAUUAUGGAAUACUUUACUUUGCAUUGCAUUACGACAGAGAGACAGGAAUGGAGAGAACUCAAAAUGUAUGAAAGAUCACAUGGUUCAUAAAUCACCUUAAAGUACUUCAUGGAGUCACAUCUGGCGAGGAGUUUUAUUUUAAAGUAGUAUUUCCUUGAUCACUAAAAUACGUAAUGGAUUUUCCUUUUAUUAUAUUAAAUUAACCUCACUAAAAACCGAACCUCUCACUGGUAUACCUUCUGCCAUUGCAUUAACUAUGUAAGAAACCAGUUUAGGAACUCUCUAACGCAAAAUGCAAUUCUCCUUCACCAUAUUAAACAGACCACCACGAAUGGCAAGAUGAUUGAUCGAAUCAUAAUCGUGGCUCGGGUGGCAAAUGAGAACCCACUUACCGUACCGGAGUAAGGUUGAUAAAUGAGAGAACGGGACUAGAGAAGAAAUUAAUUAAAAUGCAAUUUCCUAUCAGUGUACUUCAUCUAAGCCGGUUCAAUAUACAAUGUUUUAUUGAUCCGACAUCAACGCACUUAGAUAAAUUAAAAGAUUUUCUUCCCAAAAACCGGUAUUCAAACAGUUUUGGGAAUUUAAAUGGCUAGCAAAACUUAGAAUGGAAAUAAAAUGAAGAUAUCAACCGAUUUGCUAAAUAUAUUCCAUCCAGCACUUUAAGCUAAACUACUUCCAGUGAACUCAAUGCAUCAUUGUGAUUGAAUGUUUAUCUCUUGUUAUGAACGAUGACUGUUUAAAUCAAUCGUUUAAAAGUGCAUAGAUCUAUUCCAUUGCGUAUAGCUAUCGAAAUGUAUCAACAAAUCAAUCUCAUCCGUCACUUACGUAUUAAUGAAUGCAAACCGAUCUGGUCCUGAAGCCCUGCAUACCACCAUUAAUCUGCAAAGCUGAAGAAACCGAAACCAUAAAACUUGAGCAAAGAGACCCUUAUUGAUACAUUGAAGCCAACGAAGUGACCAUUGAUGCUAUUGCCUUAAGCUCGAUCGUAGAUGAAGCGAAGCAGAUAGCUAUAACUGGCGUUUAAUGUGAAUCGCCAUGCAGUGGAGGAGAGGAUCCAUCAGGCCGUUUGACAGGAGAUUAGCAUCAGUCAUCAGCAUCAGGAAUCAGCUGGACGUGGACUGAAACCGCUUCCGUAAGCUGAAUAUUGAUGUGGGCUCAAAGAUGCAUCAGGUCUAUCUAUUCAGACAGUAUGCUCCAGCCUCCCGUAAUACGAUGACAAAUCGUUUCGAAGAUCAUCCACGUCCGAGGCCAUUCGCAGGAACCAAAGCAGAAGGUGGACAGAAACAUUCCAAAUUGCUCGGUAAUUGAAAUUGUACCUUGCGCACAUGAUGCGGACAUAACUUAUCCUCACCACUUUUGGUGGAUGUUAUUAGUGACGAAGCUUAGAUAUGGCCAUUCAUCUCCCCUUCGCACUGGCUGAUGUUAGUUCACUGACGAAUGGUUAGUGCUUGGAGGAUGGUUCAAUACGGGAUCCUCAACGCUUCAUUUUGACAGCUUGAAGAAUUACCCACGAGUUUCGAUGACACACGCAUUAUUCAGCAAAACUUCACAUUGUGUUUUGUGCGUUAGCAUCAGACUAGACCUACGCUGGAAGUAGUUCACUUAAUAUUCGCCCAUUCAAAACGGCCGAAUGUACCACGGCGCCUUGUGCCAGCGUGUCAAGGCUUUGGCGAACCCGUACAGUGCGUAUGGGAGUCUGUAGCGACACCGUUGCAACCUACAGCUCCACUUGGCACAAACGUAUGCGUAUCUCCUACCCGUCGAUUUAUCUUUGCCGCCUAACAAUUCAAUUAACAUAUUAAUUACAUCGACGCUAAGUGCUAGACGUUGUACCGUCUCGGAAAAGGGCUUCCGCUCGCUUCAGAAGUCAUCCUGCCACAUUCCUCCUGGUGUGUUCACCAGCAGCAACACGGGAGCUAACCCGAUUGCCACCGGCAUGAUUCUGGCCACCAUUAGACGGGUUCGAUGUAAGACUACUGCACAAAUUCGUCGUUUUCAUUGGUGAAGUAAAGUAAAGCAAAAAAAAUCUGAAAAACCCUCCCAACGCACCAGAUCGAUCCCCUUUGGAGUUGGCCUAUGAGUGGUGCAAUUACCUUUUUUUCCUUCCUUUCCCGACGACAAGCACGACACUCACGAGACAUGUCAUGUCCUGAAACGGCGCACUGCAAUAAAUUAUUCUUCUACGAGUAUAUGGCGACCCGGCCUCUACGGCCGGCGUACACACCGAGAGCCUGAGUGCAGCAAAACCACCACGGGACCUCGGGAACUGAAUGCGCGAGGUGCCGAUGAUUAUCUUCCGGCCGGACGCGUUUCCUUCGAUCGACAGAGUUCAAUCGUUCAACGGCAUGCAUACACGUACACACGGUGCGACAACGUACCGAUACGCCCGCGUUGCCGGUGUGGCGGCGGCCAAGGGGUGGACGCGUGAAUCCGCUGUCGAUCUGCUUACGGGUUUCGAUGUUGUUCACGUCGAAGUUUGCCUUUUUCCUACUAAAUACCCGGCUUGAUUUCCAAUCGAAUAUCCCAUUCUGCGGCUUCAAUUACUCCGGUACGGUAUGUACGGUUGUUGUUUUGUUGUUGCUUUCCGUUCCUCUUUCGAAAUGCUAACUUUAACCGGCUUCGAUUGCGAAACUGCGCAAAAUGUAAUUAAAAGCAAACUGUCUCCGAACAGCCGAAGCGCUGCAGCGGGCAAAGUUAAUGGAAAACGCUUUACCUUCGCGACAGGAUUAGAAAGAUCUAUAGAUCGCGUCACCGGUGGUAAGCGACGAACCUCCUCGUUCUUCUCGAUCGAUCGUUUCCGUGCUAAUGAAGAUGUAACUUUACCGCAACAUGAUGGUGCAGUAAAGUUCGAUCGAUUUUAUUGAACUGUUUCGAAUUGCGCUCGCAAGAAGAGGGAGUGCACAUAUAAAUAUCCUGCGGCAUUAGUGCGGUGUACUGCUGUCAGUAGAUUAAGAUUGUGCGUUUGAGCGGGCUUCUCGUGGUUUUUCUUAGCACAAGUGCAUUCUGUUUUGCAAACGGCAAUGGUUAGUCGCAAUGGAGAUCGAAAAAAAAACGAGACUUUAAUUAAAUUGCUCAUAGCGUGAGGAUCGACAAGUGAUCGUAGAAAACAUACCUCAAAAACGAUUAAACGUUUACGAUAAUUUAAGAAAUAUCUGCAGCAUUGCAGUUUCAUUUUAAGGCGUGCUUCAAGAGUCAAUAUGAAUAAAUUUAUUUAACAAGUAUUGUACACUAAGAAAUAAAUUCAUGUACAUCAGUAUCGGGUGGAAUACUUCAGACGAUUAAAGUCACAUACGGUCAUAAUAGAAUCAGGUUGGCUUAAAAUUAUCUGCCUUCCUUACAGUCAAACAUUUUAAUCUCUUUGGCAUGAAAUUUGUUGUGACAGUAAGAAUAUCACGGUCAUACUAAAGUUAACCCAAGCCGGUUGUGAUUUAAUAACGGCUCCAAGGUAUUAAAAGAAUCCACCAGCUAAACACAAUAAGCCAGUUUUAUCGAGGAUAAUGAGUCUCCCGCUCUUUUUUAUCCCUUGGUCUUUUAUUUUGUUUGUUACCUACAAUUUAAAAAAACAUUUGAAGUCGUAACGCAUAUCAUUAGUUAAAAACAGCGGUACGAUAAAAUCUCAUGUCGAAAACGCGGGAACUCCUCAACAGGGUGUGGUCCAAUGUUUUCUUCUGUUGUCGAAUAUGUUUUGAACCGAUUAAGAGGAAUGGCAUUUUUUUCGCACGUGAUUAGAAUGUUUUUUCUUCGCUUUCCCUCUCGCUCUCUCUCUCUCUACCCCUUCCCACCCUUUUUGUCUCAUCCGAUCAAUGAUUCGAGUGUGCCAAACCUUUAAAUUAUUUAGCCGGGCUCGUAAACCAUCAGGGUCAGCAGCAUCAAAUGUGGUCCGAAAUGUGAAACAUGCGAUCACCGGCAGAUAGUGGCCGGCUGACAACUUCCACCGCACCAAACUGAUUAUAGGGUUUUGUAACCACAUCGAGGCAUUUUGGGCGAAGCGAGCAGAAACAACAAGUACUGGCGGUGGGUCUAAAAUUCCAAAACUUAAAUAAAAAACACAGCUACAAAAAAAAACCACACACACGCAAACAUUUUAAUCGCAACGCUGCAAAGUGAGAUGUUUGGCCAUUUGUUUUUCUUUUGCCCUUUUUCUUCUUUGUGUCUGUUGAACUUUCAAUUUAGUUGUUCUCUGUACCCACCCGCCUGGUUUUGUUUUCUUUCUUCUUUAUUUUGUCUCUAUCGAUCGAUUUUUAAGAUAAUAUCAACAUCGGUGGAAUUCAGACCACCGAAAACGGCCGGCCCUGCCUACGGUGGAAGUGUUUCCUUCGGGUCCUUUGCUAGCGGGAUGUAAUUUUUGUGCCGUAAAAAAUGCGAUCAUUUCUUUACUGCUAAGUGAAAUUUAACCACACACCGUCAAAUAAAAGCAUUUGGUGAAUCCAUCCAUCCAUCCAAAGGAAGAAACAUUUUCGGUAAGAUUCCAAAACUUCGGCGGUUUUUAUGUUCAAUUCCCUUUUUUGCAUUGACCAGCCCAAGUAAAAUUAUCUCAUUCUGGUGCAAACGUGUCACAAUUAGGGCCCUCCAGUUAACGAGUCCUGUCGUUGUACUGGUAAUUGGGCAUUGAAACGAGAGCACUUUUCCGAGUAGCCGAACGCGUGGAAACGACAAAUCGCUGCCCCUUUGUCGUAACGAAGUAAAUUGCCCAAGGGCGCUGCAAGCGAACUAAGCGACGAACCUCCCCGCUUUAUUAUUUCUUUCACCGUCCUUAAAGUGUCGCACAAUUUAGUUUCGACUCGACUCAAAAUUCAACCACGAUCGUUCGAUCAAAAGACAAUAUCGUAAUUAUGGGGAGAAAAAUUACGUCUUUUGUCACUGUUUUUUUUUGUUUAUUUGCGGCAAAUUUUCCACCUAUCCUUUUACUUCGAUACUGCUAGACGAAAAGCAAAACUAAAGAUCAUGGUAAGAUCGGCGGUAUAAUGCAUCAGCAAGCAGAAGCAUAUAAAAAAUGUUAUCAAUUUACGUGUAGUUGACAUUCCGCGAGAGUUUGCACGUUUGUGUUGCAAAAAAAAAAAACACAAUACAAACAUUCCCAAGCGCGUUUGGUAUGUUUAAUUUUUGGUUUGCACUUUUUUUCGCACCAAAGUCACCCUAAAUGUUGCACCUUUUUGAUUCGUUUCGUAUCAAAAAGCCAAAACGCACAUUGGCAUCCCAUUGUUUGCGGCGCUGUUUGCGAAUUGAUGUUAAGGAAGAAAAAAAGAAGUAUUUUAUUGGUCACAAAAGAAUGCCUCAAUGGAGAUAUUUAUUGCACACUUAUUGUGUGCGAAAACGAUAUAUAAAAUCGGCUCGAUUGUAUUAAAAGAUCAUAUAAAUUUUAUCGCUUUACUUCGUUUGUUUCAUUUUUGCCUAAUUGUAUGGGAAAGCAGACAGAGUGUGUAAUAAAUUGUGUUAACUAUUUAUUGAAAUUUUAAACAAAAAACGCAUUUCAAACUAAAUUCACAACUUGAUUUUUUUUAUUUAGUUUAUUUUAAAGUCUCCCAUAAUUUGUUACUUUAAUAAAUGUUGUCAAAUGAAUUAAGUUUGGCUUGAUCUUUCACAUGUCUUAAUGCCCCGCUCGAAACAACUUUAACUUCAAUUUUAACACUAACAAACACAGGUAAUUGAAAAGCUGACCUACCGGUCAACAUUUCAAACCCUCGGCUUUGCAAACAUAUAUGUUCGUAUCCUGAAGGCAAUGCUGAUAAUUAAUAAUUAACCUCCCCCAAAAACCCACCCUUGCGUACCCCUAUUCGGUUGCCGCCAUUGUACGUCGUGUGUUUCGGUGUCCCGAUUUCUUUGCCCGCUGGUUGGUUUUGAUCCGGUUUGAAAUUCCGUUUGCCCCGGUGGUCGAUGGUGGCAAAAAUGCUGUGCGUUGAUGCCGUCGGUGGCAUCCCGUCCAUUUAUCAUUACAGAGCCCCCGAUCGACACCCCUCAAAGAACCCCGUCGCCGGGUGUAUAUGAUACGCAAAACUGGUGCGUAUCCAAGCUUCUGGGAUGCUGUGGGUGGGGAGAGGAUAAAGGAGGGGUGUAUGAUCGUAUCGUCGGUUUGCAAAACCACCUGCGAACGAGGGCGAGAAGUUUGUUCCAUGUCAACGGGCGGAUCGGUUUGCAUUUUGGCUGUGUGCUGCUAAAGCUUCGUGCGCCUUGAGUUGCUGUGAAAUUGAACUGUCUUGUAUAUCUCUUUACGUCAGCUAGAAGAAUAGGGAUGCAUUUUCUUACCCAACAUGCAAUAUUUCAUGUCUUAUCACUCGAACACAUCCUACUUCCCCAUGGAGCGAAAGCAGCUCAACCGAAAGGUUUCAAUAACUCAUAGAAAUGAUAUAAAUUGCUCAUAAAACCGUCCACUCCUUUUAUCUAGUUCCUUCAACUAGAAAGCUAAACAAAAUAGCAAUCUUACACAGGCGCUGUAACUGUGAAGAAAGCAUCAAACGUUUUAGGUCGUGGACCAGCCAAGGCAAGGGAUAGCCCAACGUAGUACUACACCCCUUUGCGAUGGCAUAAAUUAAAAUGAUAAAUUGAUACCGCAGAUACUAACUCCCUAUACAUUCCAGUGUUGGCGUUUGCUUGCACAACGCGUUGUCGCGUUGAACAUGCAAUUAGCUUUUGCCAACAUUAUGCGCGCGCGUAGAAUGCACCACAAACAACCUUUAUGCCCGGGCACGCAUACAUUCAUCGGCAUUCAUCUGGCCCGCCUGCUGUUUCUACAACGCCAGAGCCCUAUCCGUUUCGCGGUGAACCUUCGUUUUGUGCUUAUUUUUUCUUCAUUCAUGCGGAAUGAUAGAAAGGAUGGAAACCUUUCCCGCUGGUUACAUUAGAUUGCUAAAAGCACACGAUUAGUUAUUUUCCCUUGGUACGGUUUUUUUCAUUUUCUUUUGUUGAUUCGUGCUUUUAUUAUUAAUUUUGUGAUUUUGUUUAACACUCACAAACAUCGUUGAAAAAAAAAUCCUAUUACCUUAAUGCCACUAAUCGUUCAAUCUAAACUGCAAUGUAAUGCACUUCAUCGCAUUACAUUUGUCACGGAACGAUGAAGAUAAAACGGGCAAAAGUGUGCAAUUUAGCUUAAGAUUUUGUUUCAUACGACAAAACACCGAUGCGAUCACGAUCGUUAACGGUCGGUAAACGGGCGACAAAUAGUCACCGCCGAAUCCGAUUAGCGUAAUUUAAUCAUUCGCUCAGCCACAAAAUCCACAGUGCAUAAGGUAGUUUUUUAAAUUGCACAUGCUGCUGCAUAAAUGAAUAAAUGAAUUUUUGCACAAAUCUACACACUCGAUACCGAACAUGCGAAACGAUUUCAAAGAGGUUUUACCUCUUAUCACACUCAUCAGAUUGCGUGAAAUUCAAUCGUGUGUACACACACACACAUGCGCUCAUCUACUACCGAGCGAUAGCUUAGUCAUCGUUGUGACCGUUGUGUGAAUGUUUCCCAUAUUCUUUUAUUCAUAAAUUUCUCGUCUCCUGUCUCUCCGUCGGACGUGUACAAAAUGUUCACUUUGCGAAAUGGUUGUUUAUUUUAUCUUCAAUCGAAUCCGCCACUACUUGAAACCAUCCCUUCGCGGUGUGGUCUCGGCACCAUCGACGCGGAUCGUUCAAUCAAUUAUCGAAUUACUGGAAUGUCAAAAUAUUGCACCACCGCGCUGCAUAAAUGGUUCCGUGUCGUAAAACGUCGCAAUAAUCCGAAUAAACAACGAAGACGAUGCAAACUAUGGAAGAGCCAUUAUCGUUCGGUAUUAAUCGUGCCACAUGGUGCGUGAAUUAGGGAAGUGAAUCACAAGAAAUUGGAACAGAGAGGUCGCUAAGAAGCAAAAAAAAAUGGCGUACAAUAAAAAUCACCUCAUUUAUAUCUACUUGGAAAGAUCCUUUUAGAUGAGCUAAAACAUUUCUUGAGUUUUUUUGGUGAAAUGUUUAGUAACAUGGAGUAUCUCGUAACGGUCGAUUUAAAAUUAAAGUUUAGCACGUUAUUCGAAAACCAUAUCUGUCACUUUUUCGAAAAUUCUACUUGAUUGAUUGUUAGUUUCCACCACUAGUAGUAGGCUCUGAAGUAAACAAUACGUCAGAAAACCCCCAAACUCAACUCUUGUUUGUAGUGUUAAUGUAUCGAUAGUUUGUGAUAAAAGUGACUAAAAGUUAAUCAAAGUUUAACCAUGUCUGUACAACGAUGGAUCCACUGUGGGCUCUGCAAUAAUCUGAUGGUAAACAAUGAGACGAAAUUUUACCAUCUCUCCUGUACGGACAUACUUUGCCGAUCGUGCAUGGGGAAAACGAACCGCGGAACAAUCUGCCCUAUAUGCAACGGCACUGUGCGUCACUUUAGCGAGCUGGGCGAUAGUAUGGGCAGGCGGGAGAAAAUGCUUUACCAUACGUCACCGACCGGUUUCUACCAGAUCGCAAGCCAAACACUCGUCUUCCAGCAGAAGCAUCGGCGAAAUCUCGUCCAAGCGAUACUGAAGGCACGCGACUCACUGCACCGGCUCGAUGAACUGGAAACACAAAUACGACAAAAGAUUGUGGAAACACAGAAACGGUACGAAAAUAUGCGUCGAUUUCGUCGAACUUUGCAAGAAAACAUGCGCCAAACAAUAACAUCGAGUGAUAGAAGAAACCCUCCAGCAGCAAGUUUGUGUACCGGUGCAACGGGAAGAAUUACUCAGCGUAGGAUAUCUGCGGCUACGCCGUUCGUGCGACCGGAAUUAGUAACACCAGUCCAGUCACAGCGAAGAUUUUCCAUCGAUUCAUUCAACUUGGUCAAUAGUGUAAAGAUGUCACAGAUGAACUAUUCGAAUGAUUCCGGCAUCGGUAUAACUCCUUCGACGAAUAAUAGUUUUGGUAGUAGUGGACGUCCUAUUUUGAGUAGCACUCCGAAGACGAUAACUCCCUUUCGAGCAGAGGCACUUUCCCAGCGUCGUAUGUCUAUUGGAGUGAGUGCUUUGGAAAUGAAUUUCACACCUUUUAAAGCACCGCGAAGAUAUUCCACUGAUUCGUUUAAUCAGUUAAUUACGGAGCAAAAUUCGCACGGCAGCAACAGUAUGUCCAAUGCUGGAGGUACUUUAGCGAAUUCCUUAUUUGUCGGACCUAAAACUACCACAACCGUUAGUGACUUUUAUUCUGUUAAUAAAAAAUGAUAUCAUAUUUCUGAUAUUCAAUUGUUAUAUAAAAGUAUAAUAACUAUAUUAGAGAUGUGCAAAGUGAGUACGAGUGAGAUAGUGAGUUGAAACGUUGUAUUGAACGAGUUUCGUUCACUCACCACGAGGAGUUUUAGUGAUUCUUUUUUCACUUACUCACUCAUGAGUGUAAGCAUGUAGCCGUGGUGAGUCGAGUCGCAAAAAGAGUAAAUACGCGAGUUGAAACAAAAAUGGGUUGAAACGAAACGCUUGAAACACAUGAGUUAAAACGGAAUGCAUGUUUACAAUACCCAAACUAGUCAAAGGAAUAUACUGCUCGCUCUGUAUAGAAAAAAAUUCUAUUAAUUUGAAAAUUUCCUAAGGCUAUAGCCUUACCUUUUUUUGAGUAAUUUUGAAAAAAAAAAAAUAAAAAUUGGUUUAUUUUAAUGCCAACUCGUUGAAAUAAGUUUCUUUUCACUCAAAUAAUGCUUUAAAUUAAAAAAAGAAUAAAAAAUCAGAAAAAAAAUUUAAAACAAUUUUCAACUCGAAAAUUUCAUAAGGCUUACCCCUUACGUUUUUUUUGAGAAAUUUUGCAAAAAAAAUUAAAUUGAUUUAUUUUAAUGCCAAUCGGUUUCAAUGUGUUUCAUUUCACUCAAGUAAUGCUUUAAAUAAAAAAAAGAGUGAAAAAUAAUCAAAAAACCAAAAAAUUCAGAAAAAUAAAAAUUUACUAAGGCUCAUUUUUGCCCCAAGUUUUACCUAUAACUCGGUCGGUAUCCAACGGAUCGCCAAUCUUAAACCUGUGGUCGAUAGAUGGCAUCAAUGGCUACAUCUUCUUCUUGGACGGCCAUGCUCUCAGGUGUCCAUGCCGGAAGUUAUUCGAGGAACCAAGUUCCAUACCCUGUUUGAGAAAAUGUAAAAUUUUCCUCAUUUGGAGCAAUUUAGCAAAAUUUAAAAAUGUGAUAUAUUUUAAUGCGAAUUUGUUGCAAUAGGUUUCUUUUCACUCAAAUAAUGCUUUAAACACACAAAAGAAAAAAAAAAUCAGAAAAAAAUU